AUGCCGGAGAACAAACGAGUUACUAGUGAAGCUUUAAAUCUACAUCCAUUUUCCAUUGUGGAUAAACAAACUGUAUCGGUUAAUACAGAAGAGGAUGAUUAUGAGGUGAUUUCAUCUGCUAUUGGGGAACCUGGAAGUGUUCCUUCGAUUGUGGUUACCGAGGGGGCUGGGAAGACUCCCUUGAAAGAUCUUGUUUCUGCAUCUCCAAGAAGAACUGGUAUACAAUUAUCUCUUCCUGUUGAAUCUACUCCUACAAAGAAAUUCAACAGUAAGGAACAGCUCAGUAAGGAUACUGAUAUUAGUAAAGACCAAUUCGCGGAUAAUGACGAAUAUCAGGGCUUAUUGUACAAGCUGGCUUCGAAGAGAAGACUUGUGAUAGAAUUGCGGGAACAAUUGAAAUCAGAGGAAAAAGAAUUGAAAUUAAUUGAGGAAGAGUUAUCAAAAUUUACUUUAUCCUCUUCAAAUAAUAAACAAGGUAAGGAAACAUCCAAGUCUCCGAUGAAUACGCAAAAUACUGAUUUUAUUGGAAAUCUUUCUAAACAGAUACACAAGGCUAUCGAUGAUGUCAAUAAUUCGCCAAAUGUUAUUCAAGGAAAGAAAAGUAUAUCAAAUUUUUUUGCUGCAAAAUCAGCUGAAACCCAGCCUAACAGAAAUUCUGCAUCAACACCAUUUUUUAAACAAUUAAUGGAUAAAUUUAAUGAGUUUUCAGUUAAUGAGGAUGAAGAAGACGAAUUUGAUAAAUCGAGAUCAACUGAUGAAUAUUUUGUUAAAGAUGCAAAUACUAAUUAUGAAUAUGAUGAUGAAAAUAUCAUUGAAGAAGAACCUGAGGGUAUUCUAAAAAUUGGCAAACAGCAUUACAAGAGGUAA
Messenger RNA from Vanderwaltozyma polyspora DSM 70294, 867 nucleotides. It is a transcript of the gene ACF4, whose product is annotated as Acf4p. The transcript has a single exon. The record is from RefSeq and is a predicted model, not a curated record. Lineage: Eukaryota; Fungi; Ascomycota; Saccharomycetes; Saccharomycetales; Saccharomycetaceae. Bases 1 to 867 code for a protein of 288 amino acids.